Messenger RNA from Botrytis cinerea B05.10, 4113 nucleotides. RefSeq lists its product as hypothetical. Gene Ontology annotation, biological process: phosphorylation; phosphorelay signal transduction system. Gene Ontology annotation, molecular function: phosphorelay sensor kinase activity. The record is from RefSeq and is a predicted model, not a curated record. NCBI's taxonomy places the organism in Eukaryota, Fungi, Ascomycota, Leotiomycetes, Helotiales, Sclerotiniaceae. The transcript is spliced from 4 exons. The coding region runs from base 467 to 3913 and encodes 1148 amino acids.
GAAUUGGUUUGAGACGGACUGAACACUCCGACUGAAUUGGGCUUAAGGCCACUCUAGAACACUCAUUAGUGCUUUUCCCAGUUUCCAAAUUCUCGCACCCACCAUGGCCACGCAUAAUAAGUAACCUCCUUUUUGCUACUGACAUUCUUAGACAAGCUGAAUUCUUUGAUGUUCUGUUAUCGCUUUGAUGCAACCAUGGCAAUUUUUGUUAUCAUUACAAUCAUCUCAAGUUUCCCACCCGUUUGAUUGUUGGAUAAUUCUACGCUCGCCACUGAUGUUCCACUUCGACUAAAUACAUACUAUACUAUACUAUACCAUACUCUAUUGCGGCUUGUGCUUCAGAGCGUUAAUGCUGCAUUCGUAGACUCCAUACAUUUUAAUACUCUGGAACAAUUCCCAUGUGGAAUCAAAUCACCAGCUGAGACUCGAGACAUUUUGGUUUGAAGAAGGUUCUGCAACUGGUAACAUGGAUCGGCAAGCUACGCUGGGAGCAACACGUGAAGGGGGUGCAAAGAAGUCUAAACGGAAGAAUUUCGAUUGGAUAUCAGAACCGCGGACACUGGAGUUGACUCCAUUUCAACAAUUUACCGUGGAUAUCGAUUGGGAAAAAAGUCCUUUGGGCCCGAUGAAUGGAUGGUCGAAGCAGCUUCGUGCCAUGGUACUCUUGUGCUUUGCAGAUCCAAGCCCAGCCUCGAUUUUGUGGGGGGAUGACAGUACCAUUAUUUACAAUGAACCAUUUACCCAGCUUAUUGGUGAUAAACACCCUGUUUCACAAGGGCAAAAUAUAUGUAUUGGAUUUCCAGAAGUCUGCGAAUAUUUCGACGCAAUUAUCAAAGCACAAAAGGAGACAGGUAAAGCAAUUGUUCAGAAAGAUACCCUUCUUCUCAUUCAUCGGUAUGGCUUUGAAGAGGAAACCUACUUGACUUAUAAAUUCAUACCGGUCAUCUGUGAGAAUGAAGGCCAUGUCAUUGCUGUACGGACAACCAUUGAUGAGACUACAAGCCAAGUAAUUGGGCACAGGCGAAUGGCCGUUAUUCGUGCUAUGGGCGAACAAUUAUCUAAAGCCCAAAGUGUUCGUGAUCUCUGGAAUCAUUUGAUCCAAGGACUUGAGCUGGCUGAUAAAGACGCGCCUUUUAGCUUGUUAUAUUCGGUUUCCGAAUCAACCGACAAGUCAAAUCCACCUCCGUCAACAGCAUCUUCAUCACCUAUACCAUGCGUUCUUGAAGGCUCUGUUGGCAUACCCGAAGGGCACUCCAUUGCACCCUCGGGUUUUGAUCUAGCAUGUGACCAGACCUGGUUAACUAAGCCAUUCAAUCAAGCCAUGGACGCAAUGGAAAGCAUACUAGUGCCUGUGGAUUCUGAGGUAAGGCAAGUAUUCGAUGGCAUACAGUUUCGAGGAUUUGGCGAACCAACUAAUGUAGUUGUGAGUCCGAUAAUGGAUUCGGAGACACAAAGUGUUCUUGCUUUUCUUGUCAUUGCGUUGAAUCCUCGAUUAUCCUAUGAUAAAGAUUAUCAAGAAUGGAUCCAGAUUCUGUCAAAGCAGGUGACGACUCCUCAGCUUUCUGCCAUUAUACUACGCCAGGAAAUUGAAAGGAGGCUGGCAGUUGCGAAACAGGAGGCACUAGAUAGGGAAAUUCUAUCACAGCAACUUACCGAAAGCGAAAAGAAUUUUGCACGAUUUGCAACACGAAUUCCUGUUGGGCUCGCAAUCCUAAAGACCGAUGGAACUGCCAUAACAGCAAACGAUCUCUGGAGGUCUCAGACGAGAUUAGAGAUUGGAAGCUCGCAGGUCGACUGGGAGAAAGUAUUGGUGGCCGGAGAAUUCGAACCAGUGACAAGAUUUUGGUCGGAGGUUGUUGAAGAGAAAAAGCCCGUCACAUUUCAAACACGAAUUGAUAAGCCGUGGAGACCCCUGGAGCUAAAUACUGAUGGUGAAGAGCAGUGGGGGGAAAUUCAUAUCUUACUUACUCUAUAUCCGGAUCUAGACGAUGAAGGCAACGUUUCCACGAUCAUGAGUUGUAUCACGGAUAUUACAGAGUUAAAAUGGUCGGAAAAACAAAUACGAGCGAAAAUGGAACAGGCCCUGGAUAUGAGGAGGCAACAGGAGAGAUUCAUUGACAUGACCUCCCAUGAAAUGCGCAACCCACUUUCAGCAUUAAUUGGCUGUGCCGAUGAAAUACUCUCUUCACUGCACGAAUUUGAAGAUUCAGUUAAAAAAUUCAGUGGGUCUGGGAAAGUCUAUGAACCAACAUCCACCGAACCACCAAUGCAUCUAAUAAGUAGUGCCAUUGAGGCUACAGAUACAAUCAUUUACUGUGCCAUGCACCAAAAGCGCAUUAUUGAUGAUAUCUUGACUCUUUCAAGAUUAGACAGCAACCUUCUUGUUGUUUCCCCCGAAGCUUCUCAGCCGGUACAUAUCAUCCAUAACGCUCUCAAAAUGUUUGAAUCAGAACUCAAACAAGCUGACACCAAAUUAAAUUUCGUCCAACAUCAUUCUAUCGAAGAAUUGAAAGUAGAUUGGACCUUGUUAGAUCCAAGCAGAGUUCUUCAAGUUCUUUUGAACCUCAUGACUAACGCCAUCAAAUUCACUCGGACAGAGGAAGUCCGUCAGAUAACUGUCACCAUGGCCGCCUCGCUCGAAAGGCCAUCUUCCCAAAAAACGGAUGUCGAAUAUGUACCUAAGCAUCAAAGCAGCUCUGACCAAACUGUAAAGGGUGAAUGGGGAGAUGGGGAAGUCCUUUACAUAUCUAUCACCGUCACCGAUUCUGGUCGGGGCCUCUCGGAAGGCGAAAAAGCAAAUCUUUUUCACCUCUUCAUGCAAGCGUCUCCCAAAACUCACGUGCAAUAUGGGGGAAGCGGAUUAGGACUUUUUAUCUCGAGACAACUUACUGAAAUGCAAGGCGGUGAGAUUGGAGUUCGUAGCGAACGGGGGAAAGGAAGCACGUUUCAAUUUUAUUUGAAGACAAGAAGGACGACUCCACCACUUGAUUUGAAAGCUUCAGAAGAUGGUAUGAAAAAGGAUUUACAAAUGGCGUUGAGGGAUGACGCGCUCAGAGAGGCGUGUGGAUUUGAAAUAUCGAGUUUGAGUCGUGAAGAUAUGCUACAUAAUAAUGUAAGUGGGAUGACGGUGAGAAAAGAGGAGGUGAGGAUUCCGAUAAGACCUUUGCCGGUUAAGAGAAUGAGCUCUCGAAUACCUCCUUUAGGUAGUAAAAAGGGGGCGAAAGGAAAUCAGAAUGACGGUGGAGAAAGAGAGGAGGUAGCGUUAGAAGUGUUGGUUGUGGAAGAUAAUUUAUUGAACCAAAAAGUGCUGGUUAAAAGUUUGAGGAAAGAAGGAUAUAGGAUUAAUGUUGCAAAUCAUGGUGGGGAAGCAUUAGAAUUCCUUAAAAAGACGACAUUUUGGGUUGGAGAAAGUGGCGAGGAAGAGAACACAAAACAACCACUAAACCUCAUACUGAUGGAUUUAGAAAUGCCCAUUAUGGAUGGAAUCACCUGUGUAAGACAGAUCCGGAAGUGGGAGGCUCAGGGGGUGAUAAGGGGACAUGUGCCGAUUAUUGCCGUGACGGCUAAUGCGAGGAAAGACCAAAUAAUGAGCACGAUCGAAGCGGGCAUGGACGAUGUAACGACGAAACCAUACCGUAUCCACGAUAUGCUGAGACAGAUCGAGACAUUGGUUAAUCGGUAUCCGAAGUCUGAGAGCGACACGGAGAAUUCGAAUUCAGAAGUUUGGAUGAAGAAUCCUUCACAUACCACGGAUAUCUCAAAUCCAAACAUACACCACGCGCAAUCUUCGAAUGGGAAUGCUUCAGGAAGAAAUAGAUCUACUACCAAGAGCUCAACGACCUCAUCUACGAGUCCUUCGGAGAGGGAUCGCACUUUUGGGAAUUCUUCAAAUGCAACACGAGAUGGAGACUAGGAUUUUCCUAUUCCUUAGGUUGCCUUAGCUCAUUGUGUUAUUUUGAACACUUUUUCUUGUUAUCUUUUUACUUCCGUCUUGUCAUUAUACACACACACAUACAUAUAUUACAUAUGUUCCACGCGACUCCAGGCAGGCAUCAAGGGGAUUUCGGAGUUUGGGAUCUUGCAACAGAACGGGAAUCAAAAGUUUAGACAGCA